GAAAACCCCCAAAAGCUGUUUCUCUCACUCACUUUGAUGGAUAUCAAUCCAGCAUUAAAGCUCCAAACCCACACUUGGAAUCUUGAAAUCCCCAUGGAUGACCAUAUCCUCCAUGACCAACUCCCUUUGAACCCUAUUUGGCCGAGCUUCCCUCUUCAAACCCCUUUCUCCACCUCAACUACUCCCACCCACCUACCUAGUGCAACACCUGUUUACUCGACUCAUCACAAUGACCAACUAGGUCACCUUGUUGAAGAGGGGGAAGAACCAGAAGAAGAGUUAAGCGCCAUGAAAGAGAUGUUGUACAAGAUCGCCGCGAUGCAGCCCGUGGACAUCGACCCUUCCACCAUCCGGAAGCCCAAGAGACGCAACGUGCGGAUCAGCGACGAUCCCCAGAGCGUGGCGGCUCGUCACAGGCGCGAGAGGAUAAGCGAAAAGAUCAGAAUUCUUAAAAGACUUGUCCCGGGAGGCACUAAGAUGGACACUGCAUCAAUGCUGGACGAAGCUAUCCGAUAUGUCAAGUUCUUGAAGCGGCAGAUUCUGGAGUUGCAACGAUCCAAUGAUAACCAGCAGCCGCCACCACCACCACCACCAUACCCUGUGGAGUGGCAAGUUGCACCAAAUAAACCUCUGGGUUCCACCUCGGAGACACAACCAGGGCAUGGAUUCACUUUUGGUGGCAACGGGGGAAACCCCUUGUGCUUUAAUCAUGAGGUAAAUUUAGUGAUUAAUGGCUUAGCUAUAUUCCUGACUUAAUCAACAUGUAAUUUCUGUAUUAAUGAUAAUAUUAUUAGUGAAGACUAUUAAAGAGGGUGUGUAUAUAUAUAUUAAGAUUAUAGAACCUGAAGCUUAACCUAGUUAGGUUAGGU
This is a messenger RNA of Gossypium raimondii (Peruvian cotton), 869 nucleotides long. Its product is annotated as transcription factor HEC3. Gene Ontology annotation, molecular function: protein dimerization activity; DNA-binding transcription factor activity. The record is from RefSeq and is a predicted model, not a curated record. NCBI's taxonomy places the organism in Eukaryota, Viridiplantae, Streptophyta, Magnoliopsida, Malvales, Malvaceae. Gene Ontology annotation, biological process: regulation of DNA-templated transcription.